AUGGUCGGUGCGAAGCGGAAAGUCGCGACUGCGAUUAGAACAAAGUCCACAGGUCCUUCAUCCUCCGCGAAAGCUUCACAUCACGAAUUCGACAUGACAGACAAGGAUUACAACUCUAGUGACAGUGAAGGAGAUGAUGAGGAUGACAUUCCCGAGAAGGACGAGGUAGAAGAGAAACUCGAGCAGAUGCUCUUCGGCGACGAUGAAGGUUUCCAGGAAGCGCUGAAAAAUCAUGGACGACAUCAAGAGUCUACCGGUCUUGUCAUGCGUAGCGAUCAAGAAGAUGGAGAAGGAGAAGUAGAAGAUGAAGACAAACACAAUAUGGAUGAUGUGGCAGAUGCCGAUCUCUUUUUUCUAGACUCAGGCGCCCCGGAAGUACAAGAUGCUAUAGAUCACCACCCCGAUGCUUUGGCGGUCGAAUUGAAAGGCGAAUCUGGUGCUGUUACUAAACCCGCUGUAUGGAACGAUAGCGACGACGAGCGCAUGGCCAUAUCCCUCGCGGGUCAUCGACAAUUACGAAAAUUGCGUGUUGUCGAGUCAGAAGACGUCGUCAACGGAACGGAGUAUAUAAGAAGGCUGCGAACGCAAUAUCUGCGCUUACACCCUACACCUGAUUGGGCAAAUACAGAAUUGCGAAACAAGCGCAAGUCUAGACGGAAUAGUCACGGUACUAAUGGUUCUGAAGAUGGUGUUUCGAGCAGUGAGGAUGAUAUGGAUACCGAUGAUGAUGAGGAUCUCUCGACCAAGCCAUUAGCGAAACUUUUGCAAGGUGCCGGGGACCUGAUUAAAGGGAGUGAGGACGGUGCUACAGGAAAACGGGCGAAACUACGUCAGGAGGUUAUAGAUAUUCGUCGAUUGAAGGAUGUUGGAGGUGUUCAGCCUUCAUCGAUAGAUUCUCUAUCCUUCCAUCCUCACUACUCACUGCUUCUCUCCUCCGGUCCUGCAUCAACUGUCUGGUUACAUCACAUCUCGCCCAGCGCGCCCACUCCCAGCAAUCUACUGACAUCCCUUCAAAUCCGGAAAACACCCUUGUACACAUCAGCAUUUUCCUCUCCCACCGGAAACAAGAUCUACGCAUCCGGUCGACGACGCUAUUUCCACGUCUGGGAUUUGGAAUCUGGCCGAAUAGAAAAAAUCAACCCUACAGCCGAUCGCAAGGAAGAACAAAAAUCAAUGGAAAGAUUCAAACUCUCCCCCUGUGGAAGAUAUAUCGGCUUGAUAGGUUCUGCCCGUAAAGGCGGCGGUAUGAUCAACAUCCUCGACUCAACAACUGCCCGAUGGAUAGCCCAAGCUCGCGUCGACGGUCUCGGGGGUGUGGCUGAUUUCGCCUGGUGGAGCGACGGAAACGGUAUGGUAAUCGCAAGCAAGAAUGGCGAAAUCUCUGAAUUCGACAUGCGUCUUCGCCGCGUUAUAUGUCGCUGGACCGAUGCAGGUGCCGUGGGCACUACAGUGAUCGCUCUAGGCGGUUCUUCAGGUCGACCACAGCUGGGUGGGGACCGAUGGGUUGCCGUGGGAAGUUUCAGCGGUAUCGUGAACAUCUACGACCGUAAACCAUGGCAGGGUGCCGCGGCACAGGCGGAACAAUCCAAGAAACACAACAUCGAAGAUGCUAUACCCAGUAACCCAACACCGGUCAGAGCAUUGGAACAACUUACGACGUCUAUUACCCAAAUUGUUUUUGCACCUGAUGGGCAGUUCAUGGUUAUGGCUAGUAAAUGGAAACGAGAUGCGUUGCGACUUGUUCAUCUACCAUCAUGCACCGUCUAUCGUAACUGGCCCACGUCAAACACACCAUUUGGCCGUAUCACAUCUGUGACCAUAUCGCCGCAAUCGAAUCUUCUAGCCGUCGCUAAUGAGCAGGGCAAAAUCCGACUGUGGGAGAUCAAUGGUUAAAGAGAUAAGCCUCUGAAAAUGGCUCGAAAAGUUUAUUUUCCUUUCAUAUUGUUGGAUAGAUAGGAGUUUGGGGGAAUAUAUAGCUGCAAUGCAUGAGGAAGCGUGAUCUUUUCGGAAGGUCUUCCCCAAUUCACGUUUCGUAUAUACACAC
Molecule: messenger RNA, 2044 nt
Organism: Talaromyces stipitatus ATCC 10500
Lineage: Eukaryota; Fungi; Ascomycota; Eurotiomycetes; Eurotiales; Trichocomaceae
Product: small nucleolar ribonucleoprotein complex subunit, putative
Exons: 4
Coding region: 1-1893 (630 amino acids)
Biological process (GO): rRNA processing
Cellular component (GO): small-subunit processome; Pwp2p-containing subcomplex of 90S preribosome
Molecular function (GO): protein binding
Source: RefSeq, a predicted model, not a curated record